AUGUUGAGAAUUAAGCUUUUACUUGUUCUUCUGAUGAUUGUUUUACCAAUCAAUGGCCUUAAUCCAAGAAAUCUUGAUGAGACCCCACCUGGGGAUUCGCAGAACAAGUGUGGUAAUUGCCCUUGCGACACCGACACUCCAUGUAACAAAGCACCGCCGCCACCCUUGUUAUCACCACCGCCACCAAAGAAGUCCCCAACCGCUAAGCAUCCUCCUCCACCCAGCGGUGAGAACCCUCAAACGCCUCCUUCCCCUGAAGUAUACAUAACCGGCCCACCGGGAAGUUUGUAUAAUAUUGACAUUAAUUACGCCCGCACCGGCGCCGGGAGCUUUUCUUUGCCACUUUUUGUCAGCAGUUUAUUGGGACUGCUGGCUUUCUGA
Messenger RNA from Fraxinus pennsylvanica, 381 nucleotides. Lineage: Eukaryota; Viridiplantae; Streptophyta; Magnoliopsida; Lamiales; Oleaceae. The record is from the annotation of a GenBank genome assembly.